Nakaseomyces glabratus is the source of this 1395-nucleotide messenger RNA. RefSeq names its product rRNA-binding ribosome biosynthesis protein (gene SSF1). Gene Ontology annotation, cellular component: preribosome, large subunit precursor. Lineage: Eukaryota; Fungi; Ascomycota; Saccharomycetes; Saccharomycetales; Saccharomycetaceae. Gene Ontology annotation, biological process: ribosomal large subunit assembly; rRNA processing. Gene Ontology annotation, molecular function: rRNA binding. The record is from RefSeq and is a predicted model, not a curated record.
AUGGCUAAGAGAAGACAAAAGAAGAGAACGCAUGUUCAAGUUGUGCCCGAUGAGGAGAGAGGUAUUCCAAAGUCAAUGGUGAUCAGGGUUGGUCAGACCUCUUUGGGUAACCAUUCCUUGAACCAGUUGGUGAAGGAUUUCCGUCAGAUCAUGCAACCACAUACUGCUAUUAGAUUGAAAGAGAGGAAGUCUAACAAGCUGAAGGAUUUUGUUGUCAUGUGUGGCCCAUUGGGUGUAUCCCAUCUAUUCAUGUUUACGCAAUCGGAGAAGACUGGUAAUGUAUCAUUGAAGAUAGCUAGAACACCAAAGGGUCCAACUAUCACUUUCCAGGUUAUGGACUAUUCUCUCGGCAGAGACAUCAAGAAGUAUCUAAGAAGACCAAAAUCUCUCACAAAGGAAGAUGUUAUGAACCCACCAUUAUUAGUUCUGAAUGGAUUUACCACCAAGCCCAAGGAUGAGAAUGAUGAGAAAGAAGUUGAGAGAGCUAAUGUGGAUAAGAUUGUGGUGUCAAUGUUCCAAAACAUUUUCCCACCACUAAACCCUUCUAGAAUUCAUAUAAACUCGAUCAAAAGAGUAUUUAUGAUUAACAAAGAUAAAGAAACUGGUGAAAUUUCCAUGCGUCAUUACUUCAUCGAUAUUAGAGAGGUAGAUAUUUCAAGAAAUUUAAAGAAACUGUACAAGGCUAAAAACAAUUUAAGUAAGGCCGUACCGAACUUACACAAGAAGGAGGACAUUUCCUCUUUGAUUCUUGACCAUGACAUAGGUGCAUAUACAUCUGAAUCUGAGAUUGAAGAAGACUCUAUUGUGAAAGUUAUGGACACAGAAUCUGUAAAGGUCAAGCGUUCAGUCAAGCAUAAAGAGGAUGACACAGUUGAGGAAGCAAAAGAUGUCGAUGGUGAUGAAGACAUGAAGGACUUUGAGAGCUCAAACAUACCUCUUGAAGAAGAUGACGAAAACGAACAAGAACAAGCUCCAGUUAGUACACCAAGAAAGAAGGCUGUGAGGUUAACAGAAAUUGGUCCAAGAUUGACUUUGAAACUAGUCAAACUAGAAGAAGGAAUAUGUUCAGGUAAAGUUCUACAUCAUGAGUUUGUACAGAAGACUGAUUCUGAGAUCAGAGCACUUGAAAAGAGGCAUAAGGAGAAGAUGAGAAUAAAGGAGCAAAGAAGAAAGGAGCAAGAAGAGAACAUUGCGAAGAAGAAAGCACAUAAGGAAGCGAAGAGACAAAGGAAACUUGAAAGAAGGGCAGCAAGAAAAGCAGCUGCCGAGGAAGGUAGUGAAGAAGGAAAGGACAUAUCAGAAUCUGAGUCGGACUCUUCCAGCUCAGAAUCUGAAAACGAAUAUAAGGAUGUUCCUGAGGAUAUCGACAGUGAUUUGUACAGUGACAUUGAGUAA